This is a messenger RNA of Dipodomys ordii (Ord's kangaroo rat), 681 nucleotides long. It is a transcript of the gene Nupr1, whose product is annotated as nuclear protein, transcriptional regulator, 1. Gene Ontology annotation, cellular component: nucleus. The transcript is spliced from 3 exons. NCBI's taxonomy places the organism in Eukaryota, Metazoa, Chordata, Mammalia, Rodentia, Heteromyidae. Gene Ontology annotation, biological process: negative regulation of cell population proliferation; negative regulation of cell cycle. The record is from RefSeq and is a predicted model, not a curated record. Bases 127 to 369 code for a protein of 80 amino acids.
UCAGACAGGCUCAUGGGGCGGGAACCAGCCUGUGGGCUUAGGAGACAUAGCUUUAUAAGCUGAGCCAAGAACUGGGAGGGAAGGGAAAGCCAGACAAAACAACACUUAGAGAGGAGACCAGGCACCAUGGCCACCUUGCCACCAGCAGACAGCUCCCCUGGGCAGCCCCUGAGCCCUGAGGACGAAGAGGCCAGCUUGGAUGAGUACGACCUGUAUAGCCUGGGCCAUCCCUAUGUGGCUGGUGGAGGCCGGAAAGGUCGCACCAAGAGAGAAGCAGCUGCCAACACCAACCGCCCCAGCCCUGGUGGGCACGAGAGAAAACUGGUGACCAAGUUCCAGAACUCAGAGAGGAAAAAGGCCCAGCGCUGACUUACAGAUGAGGCCAACCAUGACUGCACCCACCAUGGCAUCAGGACUAUGAGGGAGUGAGGACCUGGAGCGGGCGGGACCCAGGCCCUCCCCUCCGCCCCCCCCCGCUUGUACCCCCUCCCAAGACUUAUCCUACCUAAGGAAGGACCCAAGGGGGGAGGGGCAUCAGAAGUGCUUCUAGGCCCAAGCAAAAGAGCAAGAGGCAGAGAAUGAACCAGAGAGUGAGGAAGGCACCCCCAAAAAGAAAGAGAAGAAACUGGAGCCCCCAGGGCAGCAGCAACAAUAAACAAUUCAGCAGCUGCAUGUACCCAA